UCCUGUCAGCAGCUGGGGAACAGCCUAACAGCACGAUGAGAGAGGAGAGACCGGAGAAAAGCCGUUAACACACCGCAAAGAUGGAGGACGACCUGGCGUCAGAGGAUGAUAUCUUGCUGUGGUCAGAGAAGGAGUUCCACGAUGCCGCAAAGAGGAACGACACAGGGAAAAUGCAGGAACUGAUCAAGAAGGGUGUGGACGUCAAGGCCAAAAAUAAAAUAGACAGGAAGGCUCUGCACUGGGCAGCAGGAGCAGGGAAUGAACAGGCUCUUCGUCUCCUCCUGGACCACGACACUGAAGUUGAUGAGGGGGACAUUUUUGGCAUGAACGCUCUGCUGCUGGCCUCCUGGUUUGGUCACCUGAAGAUCCUGCAGAUCCUGGUGUCCUGUGGAGCAAAGCUCAGCUGUGUGAACAAGGAUGGUCUGACUAUGCUGCACUGUGCUGCUCAGCGAGGCCACAUCAGAGUGUUGGAGUUCAUCAUGGAGGACCUGGAGGACAUCUGUCUGGACAGAGAGGACAAGUCAGGGAAGACAGCUCUUCACCUGGCUGCUGAACAUGGACAACUGGAGGUGGUGGAGUUUCUGAUUGGAAUGGGUUGCACACAUGGAUUAAAGGACAAGGAGGAGAACACGGCCAUGCAUCUAACAGCGAGGUGCGGCCACACAGAGGUCCUGCAGAAGAUCGUGGAGACCGGACUAGAUGUGGAUGAGAGGAACAUAGAUGGUCUCACAGCUUUGCACCUGGCAGCUGAUGGAGGUCACUAUGACUGUGUCAAGUUGCUGCUGGAGUCCGGCUGUAAUGUCAACGCACAGACGAAUAGGAACAUGAACGCUCUGCACUACGCUGCCCAGCACGGCUUUGACAAAGAGGCCAGUUUACUCCUGGAGGCAGGAAUCAGCAUCGAUGCUGUCGACAAUCAACACACCACAGCACUCCAUGUGGCGGUGUUCAGCAGCCACACUGAGGUUGUGCGGCUGCUCAUAGAUGCUGACUGUGACCUGGACGUCACUGACUGUAGACAGCAGACGGCUUUACACAUCGCAGCAGAGCAUGGCUGGCAGGACCUGGCUGAGAUGAUGUUGAUUUCAGGAGUUAACCUCAACAUGGCUGACAAGCAGGGGAAAACAUGUCUGGAGGUGGCAGCCAGAGGAAACCACGUCAUCCUGGUCGACAUGAUCAUCAAAGCCGACCGCUUCUAUAAAUGGGAGAAGGAUCACAUGAGCAGUGAGCAGGACUCCUGGGUGGGGAGGCCGCUGAGCUUCAGGCAGGACCACCAGCCGGAGACACAGCACCUCCGCUCAGUCCUGUGGAGCCUGGCCACCAAGCACCUCUGCCGCGGGGAGUGGAAGAUUCUGGCACAACACUGGGACUUCAGUGACGCUCAUAUACGAGCUAUAGAACAACAGUGGACAGGUAUGAAAAGCUUCAAAGAGCAUGGUCACCGCAUGCUGCUCAUCUGGCUUCAUGGAGUCGUGGUGGCGGGGGAGAACCCCAUCAAAGGCCUGUACGAGGGGCUGGUGGAGAUCUCCCGCACAGACCUGGCAGAGUGUGUCCGGCAGAAGGCGAACGCAGAGAGCAGCUCUCCUAAGAUGUGCUCUGCGAUGUGAUCUGUGUCACUCUGAGUGACUGUGAAGGUUUCACUUCACCCCUGAACUCUGUUUAACUAUAAAUGACCUGAGCUGAGCCAAUCACAACACUUUGUAUAAUUUAUGGCAUGUUUAUAUUCACAUUUUUAAUCUGUUCUGACUCUGGUUCAGAGGAUUUAUUCUAUGUUAGGGUGAGGGGACAAUAAGAUGGUUUUAAUGUAAAAUAACAGUUCUUUUUGUUGUUUUUUUAAUGCAUGCGGUGAACAGCUGCUGACACUAUUCAUACCGUAUAUACUGCUUUAUCUCUGUACACAAAGGGCUGUAAACACACAACGCAUUUCGGCUUAUUAUAAUGAUUUAUCAUCCAGCCUCAUAUAAUGUAAAGGAUCCACCAUAAAACCCAUCAUUGAAUAAGGAAUGUCACCUGGUAUUAGGUUUGGGCCGAUAUUCAAUAAUAUUGCAAUAUUUCCCACCAAUGCAAUAUUUGUCAUCAUAUCAAUUUUUUGCUGUAACAUAAUAUAGGAUUUAAUAUAUUAUAAUAAAAAAAAACAAUUGAAACAUAAAUAUAACCCCUGUGAUAAUAUCGUAUAUCAUGAUUUUUGGGUUAGACUGCAUUGAGAUAUUAAAUCUUGGAUAUCAACCCUACCUGGUAUCAUAUGGGACUUGGAUCCUGAUCCACAAAAUAUUUACUAUAUACUGUAUUUCUUUAUCAAAAACUAUAUCUAGCAGCUACAUAGAAAUCCAAACUCCCCCCACCACAUGCUGUCUCCUGAAAACAUAAAGCUAAAGCUCCCCUUCCUUAAUGUUCCCCUCCAGACAUGUUUCAAACUCUGUAAAAGUAUUUUAUGCUAAUACUAAUCAGCUGUGAUUCAUAUUUAGUUGAACAUGGUUUUCCCGAACAAAGAGUCUCAUCUCUUACAUCCUGAGUGAGAAAUUCGGAUCAGGCCUUUAGUUUCAUGGUCCAGUCCAAAGUUCACAUGUAUCAAAAAUGUGAAGAAAGAACUAAACUGAACUUAUUCUUACACUGCAAAAUUCACAUCAGCUUAAAGAUUAUGGAUCAUGGACAUCUAAUGAACAAACAGAGCAGAAGUAUCAUGGUUAGGGCUCCACGAUUUUAACCAUAGGCCGACGUCCAAUCAUUACCCUGUGAAAGCCGAUAUGAUCGUUAUGAUACCCCAUGAGCGAGAGAGAGAAGAGUGACCAUAACUCUCUCAUGGAUACCCUGAGUGAUGACAGUAAGAUGACAAAUACAUUUUAUGUCGUCACAAAUAAUGCGUCUCUCUCAUUGACUGAGAAGCUGAACUAAAUGACAUGUUCUGUCGAUCUCCUCCGCUCUGUAAUCACAGAGCAGCACCUACACACAACAAGCUGCUUCAUUCAAAUACACUGAAGCAGUGAAUCACAGUUACAUCAACUCAUUUGCAUUUAUUCAUUUGACAGAAGCUUUUGUCCAAAGUGACACACAAAACAAGCCAAGUAGAUCAAACAGAAGCAUCAACACAGCUGGAGAGGGAUCAGGAGAUCAAGUGAAGACUGAAGGAGUUUCAGCUGACUGGAUCCAGUCUGGUAGCUCGUUCCACCAUCACUAACAGAGAGAGGUUUGGGUUGACAGUGAUGGUCGGACUAUAGUCUCUAGAGAAUGAGAAGGCUCAUAAAGCUGAAUGAGGGAGUUCAGGUAGGUGGAGUGACAUGAUCUGUCUCUGGCUGGUUGAGGACCAGAUGUGCUGCUCCUGUUUGGACCAUUAGCAGAGGUUUUACUGAGGAUGCUGGUCAGUGAGAGCUCUAUAGCAGUCAGAGCAAGAGAUGACCAGUGUCUGAACAAGGAGUUGAGUUUCAUCCUCAGAUAGUACCUGAUCUUUCUUAGUGAGAUACAGUUACAUCAUAUUGAAGUAUUGGGGCUUUGCAGCCAAUAAACGUUUUUGAAUUGUCAUAGCAGUAAAAUCACAGGUGAAACUGUGAGAGGACUCACUCACAGGAACAGAGGAGGCUGGUGUAGAUACAAACUGGUGCUAGCUUCUCUCUGUUUAUUACUAUAUUCAGAGGGGUCUUGUCAUCGCAGGAGGUUUGUUUCAGCUAGGUAAUGUAUUACACAUCAGCAGUAGCAUUAGUGCUCCUUCUCUGCUGGUCCACAGGUUUCUACCUAAAAAAUAAAACUGCUGCUACAUUCAGCCUUUAGUUGUCUGACCUUCACUGACUAAAGAAACGGAGAGUAUUGAAGCUCUGUGUCAAUCUUGGCUCUCACUCUGCUCAAUGUUCCCCUCCAUGUCAGACCAGGUUUUCAGUCAGUCUGUGUUUCCUGCUUCUCACUUGAUCUCAUGCUGUUGCAUCUCCAUCAGUGGAACCACUUUGGAUCCUGAUCUUCUUCUCUCUCAGAGCUCCACUGUGGCCUGAUGGGUAAAUGGUGACGCUCCAUGAAGACUCUGUUCUAUGGUCUCAUGGUCUCUUGGGCAGUCGGGGUGGGAUCUGGUUUUACAGAGACCAGGACAGUGAUCUGAUCAAAUGACCAGGUUGAUCAGGUUCAGUUAAUGUGCUGCACAUGUUUUAUUAGUGUUCACACAGGAAACCAUGUUGACUGCAGCAUCUGUUACAAGACAUUUUACCUUGUUCCUCUCCACCAUGAGGUUAGUUUCACCUGAGCCGUGUGGCUUCUGAGUGGCUGCUGGGAAGAUUUUCACUCAGGUGAGGUGUUAAAGGUGCUGACCAAAAACAAAAGGGUUGUAGAUGUCAAAAGAGAUAGACUGAGCACAUGAGCAGCUUAUAUUGCCUUUAAGGUCCAAAUGAUCUACAUUCAGCCAGUUACCUGCUCAGGUUAGCCAGCCUCCUGACAAGGGGAGGAGCAUCACAACUUCCAACAAAAGUAGUUGUAAGUACGUGUGUCUGAUUUUAUGCGACUUAACAUGAUGCCUGCUGGACUUAAAGCAGUGCAUUCUGGUUAGAACGUUUGUCCGACUUUUGCUGCAGAACAUCAUCAUGUCACAUGACAUUAAAACCUCACAGGAGGAAGGCACCUUCACUUUUCUGAGGAAGGUUCUACAGUUUCUCACCUCUGUGAUGACUGAGCUUUGUCCUGAUUGGCUGAAGGCUUCACUGGCACACAUGACAUGUUCUAUGUAUUUAUUCUAAGAACUUCAGUUCCUCUUUUACUGAACCUUCAGUUUAUUUGAGCUCCUCCUUCUGAAAGCUCAGUUUUUACAUAUGGACACUAACACUAUAGUUUUCAUUUCCAGUUUGUUAUUAUGAAAGCAUUCUUACAGGUCAAGAUUUAUUCUUUAGAUUUCUCUUCACCUCCUGGCAAAAUGGUGGCCCUUGUUUUUUAUUGUCAAGUCUGUGGUUCUCAAUGAAUAAAUAUUUUUACUUUUUAUUUAUUUACCAUCAAACACUUUGGGCUCCAUAAUAAACACUGAAAGAUCUGUGGAUGCUGCUGAUGCCUUUAAAAAGCAGCUCAAGGUCCAGAGGUGCAGACUUCACUUCUUCUGUUUUAUUCAUCUGUUGAUGUGAAGUACUUUGCCCUCGAAUGGUGCUAUUAAAAAAAACUUGAUUUGCUCACUUCACCAGGAGAGUGACGACACCAGCCACGCACUGCAGCAGCUCUCACACACAUCAAUACUCUGUAGAUAUCAUCAUAUCACCACAUGGGAAUGUACUGGUAAAACUGCCACCAUUUUUGGGCAUAACUCUAACAAUGGCUGUUCUAUUAGCACAGGAAACAUGAGCGGGUCACCCUGGUUACAACAAAUGAUCUAAAGUGCAGUUUUGCUCAGUGUUGACAUGAUCACUCACUAUCAGCUGUUAACAUCCAUUAGCAUUAGUAAAAUACAGUGUUUAACCUACUGUCCCCACUGCAAGCAAUAGACCAUAUACAGGAUGCAGUUUAAUGAUGCAAAAAACACAUGACAUUUCGAGCAAAAAAAAAAACUUUUCUAUUUUGAUCUAAACUUUGCUUUUUGUUUUAUGACUUACUGGAUAAUUUCACUUCUUCUAAACCUCUUUGGUUGAUGUCAUCAUAACCCAUAAACAUAUGCUGAUGAUGGGUCACAAGUUGCUUUAUUUUGAAGGGUGACAAGCCAAAAGGUUGGGAAGUGCUGUUCUAGAUGACUGGGCAUCCUGCAAUGGUGUGGUAAGAAACAGGAAAUGGUUAAAACUAUGACCAAAAAAAUCCAUCUUAUAUAAAACUGAACUUAAGGAGUUGUGUGUAUAUCUGUAUUUAUGUUUAUGAAUCCACUGAUUCACUAAACUGAGAGUUUGAAAUGGUUUUGAAACACUGCACCAUGCGUUUAAUGUUUUCAUGUAUUCCUCUCGGUUUCACUCUGACCAAAACAAAUUGAAUCACAGUUCUGUUUUUGUUAUAUAUGUACAGUAUUUCCAUUUCUACUUGAAUUUUUUUUUGGAGCCACUCUGUGCAUGUUCAGAGUUUUAAAUGUGUGGUAUAGAUAUAAUCUGUGUUAUAUGUAUAAACUUCUAAUGUAAUUGUGAACUUGACUUAUUCAUGAGAUCAGUAAAAACUACACUU
Molecule: messenger RNA, 6096 nt
Organism: Seriola dumerili (greater amberjack)
Lineage: Eukaryota; Metazoa; Chordata; Actinopteri; Carangiformes; Carangidae
Gene: ankdd1a
Product: ankyrin repeat and death domain containing 1A
Exons: 15
Coding region: 81-1607 (508 amino acids)
Biological process (GO): signal transduction
Molecular function (GO): protein binding
Source: RefSeq, a predicted model, not a curated record